This is a messenger RNA of Rotaria sp. Silwood1, 1662 nucleotides long. Lineage: Eukaryota; Metazoa; Rotifera; Eurotatoria; Philodinida; Philodinidae. The record is from the annotation of a GenBank genome assembly.
AUGUCAAUUGUCAAGUCUUCCAAAGGACACGAUAAACUUUUACUCGAAGGUUAUUCUUAUCGUCGUGCAAAUAAAUCACAAAGAAUAUGGCGCUGCUCGAGAAACGAUUGUGCUGGUCGUGUUGCUUUUGAUGGUGAUCAAUAUAAUAAAAUAACAGAACAUGUACAUGCACCCAACCCGGAAGCAACUAUAUCAGCUGAAUUUAAAUCAAAAAUUACAACCAGUGCAACCACAUCUCAUGAUCCUCCACGUCGUAUAAUUUAUGAAGCACUACAAAAUGUUGAUAAAAAUGAUGGUGCAGCUGUACCAACAUAUCAUUCAUCACAAAGAACAAUUGAACGUAAAAGAAAAAGAAAUGACAUACCUUUACCACGACCACAGACAUACACUGAAAUCGUAAUUCCUGAUGAAUUACAAAUAACUAAUGGUGGUGCACGUUUUCUAUUGUACAACAAUCAAGAUCCUAUUCAUAACAAAACAUCCAUAACGAGAAAAGUGCUACUCGAAGAAUUUAGUUAUGAUUAUGAAGAACUACCGAUAAAACAAAUUAUAAGCAGACCUGUCUACCAAUAUGAUAUUGAACAAAUCUAUUUUACAUUUACAACCAAUACAGGACGAAUUCGAGAAACUAUUCAUCAAGUAAAAUUUUGGGCAACACGACUUGGUAUUCGAUGUUUAAUUAUUUUUGAAAGCAAGGAUUUGCAAUCUAAGAAUUAUAUUAAAAGAUAUCUAAAAAAUGAAGGAAUUUCAUGUAAAAUAAAAACUUCAAAUGUCACUCGUUAUGAAGAAAGAUAUCUCGAAUUAAUUCAACAAGCUUGGUAUUCAUUAAAUAAAAGUUCAUAUACUAAUAUGAAAACAAUACAAUGGUUUGCUUUUGGAGAUGAUGAUACUAUUUGGUUCUUAAACACUCUUUUACAAUUAUUAGAAUAUUAUAAUGCAUCUAAUUCGAUCUAUUUAGGUAAUAUUUCUGAUAAAUUAGGAGCUAUUCAAUAUCAUGGAACUUAUUACGCUUAUGGAGGUGGUGGUUUUAUUUUAAGUCGACCUUUAGCAUCACGAGCAGCACAACAUACUAAAGAUUGUCAACGAUUUACGAAGAUGUUUGGUGGUGACGAGAUGAUUGGCAAGUGUAUUACUGAAGUAUUAAAAAUAAAUUUGACACGAAACAAAAAUUUUCAUCAAAUGGACCAUGACGGAGAUAUGGACGGCUAUUUAGAAAGUGGUUUAGAAGGACUUGUUUCUCUACAUCAUAUUUUCUCUUUUUGGGAAUCAUUUCCUGAAGAACACACUAACAGUCCGCGUGAGACUAUGUAUCUUUUGAAACUUGCCUAUCAAACAUUUGGUAAUCAUUUUUUGAAAAGAUAUGUUCGACUAGAUCACCGAACUAAUCGAACAUUCUUAUUGACAAUGGGAUAUUCAUUUAGUUUAUUUAAUCGAAUAUUAACAUAUGACGAAUUGAUGAAAGUGGAAAAGACAUGGCGGUGUUGUAGUGAGUUCGUCGAUAGAGAAACAAGACCAAAAGAAAAGAAUAAAAUGACUUGGUAUUUUCGUGAUGUAACAAAUGAAAGUGCAAAUAUAGUGAAUGGAUAUGGAGCAGUUUACGAAAAUAAACAGAAAGAUGCAAUUGUUCAAAUUCCUAGGAUAGAAAUUAUUUUAACAAACUAA